Juglans regia (Persian walnut) is the source of this 1730-nucleotide messenger RNA. RefSeq names its product G2/mitotic-specific cyclin S13-7-like. The transcript has 8 exons. The record is from RefSeq and is a predicted model, not a curated record. Gene Ontology annotation, molecular function: cyclin-dependent protein serine/threonine kinase regulator activity. NCBI's taxonomy places the organism in Eukaryota, Viridiplantae, Streptophyta, Magnoliopsida, Fagales, Juglandaceae. Gene Ontology annotation, biological process: mitotic cell cycle phase transition; regulation of cyclin-dependent protein serine/threonine kinase activity. Gene Ontology annotation, cellular component: nucleus; cytoplasm; cyclin-dependent protein kinase holoenzyme complex. Bases 235 to 1503 code for a protein of 422 amino acids.
GAAGAGGAAGAUACGCAACGAAGACGAAACCAAGAAGAAAAAUUCUUAGGAAGAGAAGAAAUCAAUAGAAUCAGAGAGAGACGGACAGAGAUUUUGGUAUUUGGGUUCGACGAGGUGGCGACCACAGACGCUGACGAAGGAGGAGAGACGCGCAACAGUCGCCUCCAAGUGUUUCUUUCGUCGCUUUUGUCGAGCUUUGGAGGUGUUUUUGGCUAUAACUCGCAAGAACAAGACAUGGCAUCGAGAGCUGUUGUUCCUCUUCAAAAGCCCAGAGGCGAAGUGAAGAAGAAUGCACCAGCAGAAGGAAGGACUAGGCGGGUUCUCCAAGAUAUUGGUAAUCUCGUUGUGACUAAUGCACAAGCAGCCGCAGAGAAGAACAAGAAACUAAUCACAGAAGGUGUAGAUGCCGUUGCUGGUAAUGGGGUCGGUGUAGGGAAAGGCCGGGCAGCAACAAAGUUGGUGGUACCUCAAAAGAAUGUAAUCAAGAAGCCGAUCCCCAAGGAAGUGAUAGUGAUUAGCUCUGAUGAAGAAGACGGGGGUAACUGUGCUGGUGGAAGAAAAUCCAGAGGAAGAGAAGUUUCCUCGAAGAAGGAGAAUGUCCGGACCUUCACUUCAACCCUCACUGCUCGAAGCAAGGCUGCUUGUGGACUCACCAAUAAGCCCAAGGAUCCAGUAGAAAACAUAGACUCGGGUGAUGUUGACAACGAAUUGGCAGUAGUCGAGUACGUGGAUGACAUGUACAAUUUCUACAAGCACGCAGAGGAUUCGAGUAAACUGCAUGACUACAUGGCCACGCAGCCAGACAUAAAUGCUAAGAUGAGAUCAAUCCUUGUAGACUGGCUGAUUGAAGUUCAUCGCAAAUUUGAACUCAUGCCGGAAACCCUCUAUCUUACUAUUAACAUUGUGGAUCGAUUCCUUUCUGUGAAGUCUGUCUCUAGGAGGGAACUCCAGUUAGUUGGAAUCAGCUCAAUGCUCAUUGCAAGCAAGUAUGAAGAGAUAUGGGCACCAGAGGUAAAUGACUUCGUUUGCAUUUCAGACAACGCUUACAUCAGAGAACAGAUCUUGGUCAAAGAAAAAACAAUCUUGGAAAAGCUGGAAUGGUUGCUGACAGUCCCCACUCCCUAUGUCUUCCUGGUUCGAUAUAUUAAAGCCUCUAUUCCAUCGGAUAAGGAGAUGGAGAAUACAGUAUUUUUCCUAGCUGAACUUGGGCUAAUGCACUAUCCUGCUGUAACUGCUUACUGCCCUUCAAAGAUUGCUGCUUCUGCUGUUUAUGCUGCACGAUGCACCCUUGGUAGGAGCCCUAUCUGGACUAGAACUCUAGAGCACCACACAGGCUACUCAGAAGAUCAGCUAAAGGGUUGCGCUGACCUCUUGGUUAGCUUGCAUUCUGCAGCUGCAGAAGGUAAGCUCAAGGCAGUGUAUAGGAAGUUCUCAUGUUCAGAAAGGGGUGCUGUUGCUCUACAGAUCCCAGCCAAAGGCCUUCCAAGCAAGUCGUUGAACUAGUAAUGAAUUUUUAGAUAGAUUGUGGUGGUUUUCAAAUAGGGGAGAGAGAUCAUUUUGCUGUUAUGAUCUUUAUUAUAUUUUUUUUUCUUCUUCCUUUGGUAGUUGUAGAAACAAGUUGUGUGAAAACAAGUUGUGUGGAGUUCAGGUCUUUUACAGUUAUUACUGAAAAUUGUGACUUUCUGAUCAUUUCUUUCAAUGUCAAAAGAAGAUCGAUGUUUGUUGUCUCA